Molecule: messenger RNA, 7107 nt
Organism: Oreochromis niloticus (Nile tilapia)
Lineage: Eukaryota; Metazoa; Chordata; Actinopteri; Cichliformes; Cichlidae
Gene: cadm2a
Product: cell adhesion molecule 2a
Exons: 10
Coding region: 426-1628 (400 amino acids)
Biological process (GO): homophilic cell-cell adhesion
Source: RefSeq, a predicted model, not a curated record
AUCCACUCGUGUUCUCUUCGCUGUGGACUGUACGCCACAGCAGACCAAGAGCGGGGCAGACAGUAGUAAGGCAACGGCAUUCAUCCUGUUACCGGAGGACAACUCUUCUUGGUUCCUGAGGUUUUCGGUUCCUGUUCAGAGGACCGGAAACUAACUCUACACCUUACAAGCGGUGCAUUCGUGAAAGAACACCCAAAAUAUUGUUUUUGAUGACCGAGACUUUUUACGUAUUCCAAAGCAAGACAGACUGCGGGUCGGGAAGUCGGUUUGCAUUAACCCCGUUCCCCGUCUCCAAGAGACGCACAAAAGGCACACUCCCAAGUCUACCUGGAUAAGCUGACAAAGCCGUCCGGUCCGGUUACAGAUCCAGAAUUGGAGAGGAGAAAUAAGCGCGGAAAGACAGGAGCAAGAAAAGGGGAGACAGGAUGAAACUCAAGAGUCAUUUGAUUUUCACCCUCUACACUAUUUAUGGGAUUCUUCUUAAAGUGAUGGCUUCAAAAGGCAAAGUUCGAGCGAUAAGCGGUCAGUAUCCUCUGGUUCAGAACGUGACUGUGACAGAGGGUGGGACAGCGAACCUGACCUGCCGUGUGGAGUUUAAUGACAACACCUCCCUCCAGUGGUCAAACCCAGCACAGCAGACCCUCUUUUUUGGGGACAAGAAGGCUCUAAGGGACAACAGAAUCGAGCUUGUGCGUGCAACAUCAUCAGAGUUGACCAUCAGCAUCAGUGAUGUCACGCUGUCUGAUGAAGGCAUGUACACCUGUUCUCUCUUCACCAUGCCUGUCAGAACGGCCAAAGCUUACCUGACUGUUCUGGGUGUGCCAGAGAAGCCAGAGAUCGAUGGCCUGACAAAGCCCGCCAUGGAGGGAGACCACAUCACUCUGACCUGCAUCACCCAGGGCAGCAAGCCCGCCGCUGACCUGCGCUGGUUCAGGAAUGAAAAGGAGGUCAAAGGUGCCAAAGAGGUGAAUGCAAGUGGGAAGACAUUUACAGUACGGAGCUCUCUACAGCUGCAAGUGGAUAGAAAUGAUGAUGGAGUGGCCUACACCUGCAGAGUGGACCACGUGGCACUCACACAAGCACCACAGCAGGCCACUGAAGUACUGGAGGUCCACUAUGCUCCUCGUGUGGAGAUCACCCACUCCCUUGCAGUCCCUCAGGAGGGUCAGUACUUGAAGUUAGAGUGUGUGUCCAAAGGAAACCCUUCGCCAGAUCCUGUGAUGUGGACAAAGGACGGAAGUGAACUUCCUGACCUGGACAGGAUGAUUGUAGAAGGAAGAGAGCUUACCUUUACGUCUCUUAACAAGACAGACAAUGGGACCUACCGCUGUGAAGCUAGCAACCACCUAGGGACCAGCAGUGCUGAAUAUGUACUCUACGUCUAUGAUCCCAAUGCUCUUGGGCAGCACGGCACUGACCAUGCCUUGAUCGGAGGAGUGGUGGCUGUAGUGGUCUUUGUCACCUUGUGUCUAAUCAUUGUUCUGGGAAGAUACCUGGCCAGGCAUAAAGGAACAUACUUGACAAACGAGGCCAAAGGAGCGGAUGAUGCCCCCGAUGCCGACACAGCCAUCAUCAACGCUGAGGGCAACCACGCGCACGCGGAAGAAAAGAAAGAAUACUUCAUUUAGACUGCAGGGGGAGCUGUGCAGCUCUCGCCUUCUCAUUUCCUUCUUUUGAUCUCUGUACUUCUUAUUCUCUCUUUCUGUCUCCCACUUUUCUUGUUCUCCUCCGGCCACUGGCCCCCAUCAUGUCAACAAGGAACCCACAGGCAGUCCACAAACAGACAAGUUCCCAGUGUGUUUUCCUGUUAUUUCCUUCUGUUGAAACGAUUUCUGUCAUUUACAUCUUGUCCUUUAUUUUUUCAUUGGUUUGGGGUUUUUUUGUUUGUUGUUUUUUGCUUUUGGCAGAUGUUUUUCACUAGCAGCUUGCUGUUGCUGCUGAAGUUGCCCCUUUGUCACUCUCUUCCUCAUCGUCAACAUGAAUACCUAGAAAUCUGUAAAUCUACCAUGACUGCUCCUUAGCCCUCUCGUUGGUCUUUACUCCUCUUCCCCACCAAGCAGACACCCAAACACAUAUUCCUGUUCACACACAUCCACAAACACAUAUCAUCUCUCACAUCAACACGGUGCCUAAAAAUACAGACGCCAUUGAACUUCUGUCAAUGCCUUCAUGUAUCGUCUGUCAGUAGCAAUGUAAAUGCUUUGUAGAUGGUUACCUUGGCCAUCAUUCCAUUGCUUAGCUCACAGCUUUUGAUUACGCAUCGAGUCUUUUUUUUUCUCUUUUCUUUUUCUUUUUGAAUGACGAUUUGUGCUAUUUACGCCUUAUACAUGUCUGUCACACUAAAUAUGGUACUUUUAGGUGAUCCACCUUUCCCUAUUCCAUCUCCCUCUAAAUAGAGUUGUAAUUAAACCGCUGACCCUUGUAAGAUACGAAGAAGGAUUUGUGUAACACUGUAGCAAGGUUUAUCAGAUACAGUAAGUGUACAAUAUGAUUUGCAUUAUUAGGGUAGGAGUAAUAAAGGGUAGUGUGGUAUUGUUUAGAGCAGAGAAAAACACACCAAAAAUAUAUGAAAGAUGCUAGGUCAAGCGUUCCUUUUCAGCGAGCAUAAUCAAGUAUAUAAAACCACUUGCUAAAUCUGCUGCCCCUGUACUUUUACCUGUAUAGUCCUGCACCGUCCAGGCAGCGGUUUAGCAAAACACCAUCACCUUCAGUGUCAUCUGGACAGCUUACAGUAGUUUGUGUUUUCCAUAAAGGGUUCAGGUGUGCAGAAAGAGUCACUCUCCUCUCUCUGUAUAGGCUGUAUAAAUUGUAUUCAAAUAACUUUAGCUUUUCACUUUGAAUAAUUUGGUUAUCGUUUGUCACAUUGAAAUUAUUUUAAGGCUUGAGGAACCCGUGAAAUGUAAACUCAACCAUAAAGUGUUAAAACAAGACCAGACCAAUAACAUCUGCUUGAUUACUGUCAUUUUUUUUAUUCUGUCACCUCCAAAUUUAUUUUUAAAUAGUUUUUAAUAGUUUAGUGAAGCUGCCCUCAUCAGCUUGUCAUGCUUUUUAUGCUUAUUUUGCCAGUCUGUCUUCAUUAAUUCAACUUUAAUUUCCAUUUCACGGGGUCUUCAAGAAAAAAAAGAGAAUAGAAAAAGAAACAAAUGGUGUGAGUGCUGGGUCAUGGAUCUGCAGGGGCCUCUUUUCCAAAACUUAAAAAAAAAUACUGAAAACAAAUAGAAAAGCACAAAAUUGUCUGAACGAGUUACUGUGUUCAUUUGCCAACAAAUAGAUCGCCUUGUGAACGGUUCUUUCAUUCAAAUGGGUAACGAGAAGAUGAGAAGGCUGUCUUUAAUUCAAUUCUGAAGGAAAAAAAAAGUGCAGUGCAUCUUUUUGAAAAUGUAAGCUAAAUCAUGUUUUUAUAUUUAAAAAGAAAAUGUUUCUAAUAUUUUUUUGAUUUUAAUGGUUAAGCUCCCUGCUGUAUAUUGUGUCUGCUACAAUGUGGUUGGUUGUGAAAAUUGCUGUUAAAUUCUGGAUUCCUGUAUUUGCUCAAAUAUGUAUAUUAGCCACCUUAUCUAAUUACUUUUUUUUUCCAUUACAUUAUCCUCAUUAGAGAAAUUUUUAAAACAAAUGUAUUUUUGUUUUGGCACAAGGCAUGUAUAUAAUGUGUGAGAACUAAAUUUUGGUAAUACACAUUAGCAUGUUUUUGUUUGGUUCUUUUUCAUGUUUAAUUUAUUUGAAAUUGAAAUUUAUUUAAGAGAAAACCACAAUGAAGAUGGUAUAUUUGUACCUUGAUUUUGGGAAAACGGUGGCUUUGUGUGUUUGUGGCCUGACCCUAGUUGCUCCAAAUCUGAAGAAGUUGAUGUUCUAGGACAUUUGGCAAAUCAAACGCGCAAAACUCCGGAAUAAGCUGCUUUUCCAUGGAAAUUGAGGUAAUAGAAUUUGGAGCUCAAAAGAAACAAUACCUCCAUGCUGGUGGCAAGAAAGUUUCCACAUAUUAAGACAGCCAUGACGCAUCAUAGUCAGCAACCUUUCAUCUUUCAUGAGUUUGGAGAAGUUUGGCUUUGAAGGAAUGAUCCUAAAUGCUUAAAAGCAAGGCACUAGUCUACUACCAGGGAGCAAAUUAUAAUCAAGGGCAAUAAUAUUUUGGGCCCAAUUGUCUCCAUUUUGGUGGUCAAUUUACAACAUUAUGCAAAUAGGGUCAACAAGAAUCUUUUGUCUGUAUUUUGUUACUCAAGCGCUGCUCGAGUGAACCACAAGUUGGGAAUAAUUAGGUCAAUCUGCUCAGUUUUACCUUUCAUCAUCGAUGUAGGAUUUAGGUUGUUUUUGACAUUUUAAUACAUUUUAAAAGCAGUUAUUUGUUUGUUUUGAAAAUAAAGAAGCUUUGCCACAGUUUCCAUAUCUUAGUGCACUGAGCAUAUCACUAUAUACAGGUUCAACUUCAGCGUCACCACAAAUGUUCUAUACAACCAGGCUAAAGUGUUCUGACUCUGGUCCUAGCAAACCUAGGGUUUUACAUGUGUAGAUAUAUUUCUUACAAUGAUUUAACAUCUUUUUUUUCCGUUUCUUUUUUUUGGGGUUUUGUAUCUGGUUCUAUUCAUUGUGUCUUAAAUCACUGAUGGUGUCAAUCACACUUGGUGUUGCUUUACAACUCCAACUUUGAAACAGGAAAGUAGUUGAACGAAGUCAGAGAAACAAGUUAGGCGGUUUCAUAUCAAACACACUGAGAAUUAACCAGGUCUGCAGUGAUGAGUUGAUGCUGGCAUUAGUAAUAAAACAGUUGCCAUUUACUCAAGUAUGCACUCUGACCAAUGCGGUGGAUAUUUCUUAGUAAUUAGUAAAAUCUGUGUUUUGUUUUGAGCUUUUUUUUCUUUCUUUCUGAAACUCACAUGUAAAUAUUUGUUUUGACAUAAUAGUAAUGAGCUAAUUUGUUGCAAAUGGAUUUUUAUAAUCAUUAGACCAAACCUGAAUCUUGUUUAAUUUGUUAUUUUAGCAGCCUGGCACAUACGACCAUGCACUACGACAGGAUCAACUGUAGCUCUGUUAUAUCUUGGCUAUCUUUGUUGUAUUUCUUUGUUGUUGUCGGUUGAAAAUAAGCUUUAAACGUGUUGCCUCCUUGAUUUUCAACAUUUAUCAGUUGGGUUAAUAUUCACUAGAUCACGAGCCUUUAAUUUCAUCCUGGCAGCAAGACAGUAACGGCACUAACAGAGCCGCAGUGCCAUUUUCAUUGGGCACAAGUCCAUUUUGUGGGAUUGUAAGUCUCUAAUUUCCUGGCUCCAAACAAACCCGCUUUCUUCAACUGAAGGUGCGAGUCAGGGAGCUGCGGUUGUGCAUUUAUGCAGAUUUAACAGUGCAAUACUGGCAGUAAUUUCGCCAUGAAAUUGCACCCAGUUUUGUGAACAAUUUUCAGGUUGGCGGAGGCACAAACAAGACUGUGCAAAAUCGCAUUAAAAAAAAGUUUCAUGUAUAGGCUACUGUUUUGCCUUGGAUUUGUCAGAUUGAAAUGCACAAAACGCACACCUUUUACGGGAUGUAAGCUGCUUGCAGUGGGUUAAAUUGGAAGAUUGUUUAUAGUUUCACAGUUCCUCGUGGGUUUGUGAGACCAUUCGCUUUGAGUUGAUUAAACCUUCAGCUGUAAUCAUCUCGUGUGUGUCUGUUCUGAAUGCAAAAGAGGGUAACUGUACGAUCUCAAGUUACUGUUACUAUUUACCAUGUGGGCUGAAACAGUAUAUUGUUGCCUAAAAAAUGACCAGAUUACAGAGUAUCUUAUAAACUCACAUUAAAACACAUAUUUGAAAAUCUUUAUAUUAGUGCCUUGUGACUCUGCACCUGAAGUUUGCCACUGAACCUCCCUCCUGGGCUCAUUUAAAGAGAAAUCAGACAAGUUGAUGCGAUGUGUGAUUAAUAAAGCUUUCCAAACCUGCUAAAAAAACACACUCGUUUCAUUGUACCACGCUGACCUCGAAGCAAAUCGGGUCACCGAACAUUGCAGGCAGUAAUGACACACACAUAUUUCUUUAAGUUAAGACUUCCAGGAAAUUAGAGGCCGACGUUAGUAUUCAAAAUAUUAAAAUCUACUUAUAAACAGAAGUGAGCGUAAUGGACACUUUGGGUUAUAGUCUGUCAGAAAUUCUCCUUUUUUUAAUCUUAUGGUUUAUAUUUUUUUAAUACAUGAGUUUAAUGGCAAAUGUGUUCUCUACAGUAGUGCUUGUAACAUGACAUGGCCUGUUCCUGUCCCAUCUCUCUUCCUCUGGCUCUUCAGAUGUCUUUGCUGUACAGUAUGGCUUCAGUGCACUUCUCUAUCACUCCGCAAUAGUGACACAAGAAUCAAUCAGCCCAAUUUCUUUACUGUCACACCGAUGACAACAUGUGACACAAUCGCAUGUAGUGAUGUUUCUUUUUUAUUAUUAUUAUAUCUGUUUCUUUUGUUUUGCAUCUCAGGAAUAUAUUUCAUUUAGAAUUGUUGGUUUGUUUGUUUGUUUCCUGUCUUAAAAUGGGGACUUGUGAGCACUUUUCACUCUGCUAGUCCCUGUGUGCUGACACCAUGUAUUUUUUGAGUUUUAAGAUUAUCACAAUGAUAAUAAAAAUGAUUCAGUGACUCUUCAAUAAUUCUGUCACCUUGCUGUCAUUGGAAUAUUAGACUAAGGAAAACGUUUUUUUCUUUUUAAAUUUUUUGAUCACUGACUUGAAAUACUGAGAUUUAGAAAUAUGCUGCAAAUUACUGAGUUUCAACGAUGAUGGAAGGUGUCUUUAACUAUCUAAUUUUAGCUUAUGUAAGCGGUUCAGUGCUUUUUGUCCUUUAUCAUGUUUCCCUUUGUAGCAACACACAUCUUUAUGUAUAUCAGUCUUUAGGUGGCAGGUGCUGCAAGGCACUGUCUCUCACUAAAUACAAAAUAUCCACAGUGAGGCUCAGUAAAGAUCAGGAUUAGAGCUAGACAAAUGUUAGUUCAGCCUCUGAUGUACCUUGGUGAAAUAGGGGGUUUGAUAUCAAGCUGUACUCCGAAAGCUUGAUUUGAUAUAUAGCACCGUAACGGAGGUGUUUCUCUCCCAUUGUCUGUGGGAUUUAUUAUAUUUAAUUUAGAGGUUCGUAUGUAUGAAAUGAAAUUGUUGAAUAAAUAGUUGCCAAAA